Messenger RNA from Haliotis rubra (blacklip abalone), 4890 nucleotides. RefSeq names its product neurogenic locus notch homolog protein 1-like. Gene Ontology annotation, biological process: Notch signaling pathway. Gene Ontology annotation, molecular function: Notch binding; calcium ion binding. The record is from RefSeq and is a predicted model, not a curated record. Bases 1 to 4890 code for a protein of 1629 amino acids. The transcript has 29 exons. NCBI's taxonomy places the organism in Eukaryota, Metazoa, Mollusca, Gastropoda, Lepetellida, Haliotidae.
AUGACGACAGCACACUGGCACCCGGCUGGUAUGGGGGACCUGCUGGAUGGGAACUCAGUCAGGAUCCUGGCAACACGACCAAACACGGAUGACCCAUGUCUGUCGAAUCCUUGUGCAAAUGGAGCCACUUGUAUUAAGAUGACCGGAAGCAACCACAUCUGCUCCUGUGCCCGCGGAUACUACGGAGAGAGCUGUGAAGAGAAGGAUCCAUGUGGAAACUUUACAGAACUUGAAAACAUACCUACCCGAGCCCCUAGUUACCCAGGAUAUCCCGUUCUACAUGACGACAGCACACUGGCACCUGGCUGGUAUGGGGCACCUGCUGGAUGGGAAUUACUCAGUCGGGAUCCUGGCAACUCCACCAAGUGUGGAACAAGAAAACCCAUUUACAGAACGAGUAAGUCUGGUGACGACGCUUCAACCGUGUGUAUUAGGUUCCCAAACGCGGUCUGCUUCAAACCGUACACCAUCAGGACGACGAUGUGCAGUGGCAGAGAGAUAUACGAGCUGAAUACGGAAACUAGUUUGUCAGGAUUCUGCUUUCACACGGAUGACCCAUGUCUUUCAAAUCCUUGCCCGAAUGGAGCCACUUGUACUAAGGCAACAGGAACCAAUCACAUCUGCAUCUGUCCCUCUGGAUAUUAUGGGGAGAAUUGUGACGAGAAGGAUCCGUGUGAAAACUUUACAGAACUUGAAAACAUAGGAACACGAGCCCCUAGUUACCCAGGAAGCCCAGUACUACAUGACGACAUCACACUGGCACCCGGCUGGUAUGGGGCACCUGCUGGAUGGGAACUACUCAGUCAGGACCCUGGCAACUCCACCAAGUGUGGAACAAGAAAACCUAUUUACAGAAAGAGUAAGUCUGGUGACGCCUCGACCGUGUGUAUUAGAUACCCGAAUGCGGUGUGUGCCAACCCGUAUACCAUCAGGACGACUAUGUGCGGUGGCAGAGAGAUAUACGAGCUCAGUACGCAAACCAGUUUGUCAGGAUUCUGCUUUCACACGGAUGACCCAUGUCUGUCGAAUCCUUGCGCCAACGGAGCCACUUGCAUUAAAGCAUCAGGAACCAAUCACAUCUGUUCCUGUGCCCCUGGAUAUUAUGGAAAGAGCUGUGAAGAGAAGGAUCCAUGUGGAAACUUUACAGAACUUGAAAACAUACCUACCCGAGCUCCUAGUUACCCAGGAUAUCCCGUUCUACAUGACGACAGCACACUGGCACCUGGCUGGUAUGGGGCACCUGCUGGAUGGGAAUUACUCAGUCGGGAUCCUGGCAACUCCACCAAGUGUGGAACAAGAAAGCCCAUUUACAGAACGAGUAAGUCUGGUGACGCUUCAACCGUGUGUAUUAGGUUCCCAAACGCGGUCUGCUACAAACCCUACACCAUCAGGACGACGAUGUGCAGUGGCAGAGAGAUAUACGAGCUGAAUACGGAAACUAGUUUGUCAGGAUUCUGCUUUCAGAAGGAUCCGUGUGAAAACUUUACAGAACUUAGCAACAUAGGAACACGAGCCCCUAGUUACCCAGGAAGCCCAGUACUACAUGACGACAUCACACUGGCACCCGGCUGGUAUGGGGCACCUGCUGGAUGGGAACUACUCAGUCAGGACCCUGGCAACUCCACCAAGUGUGGAACAAGAAAGCCUAUUUACAGAAAGAGUAAGUCUGGUGACGCCUCGACCGUGUGUAUUAGAUACCCGAAUGCGGUGUGUGCCAACCCGUAUACCAUCAGGACGACUAUGUGCGGUGGCAGAGAUAUACGAGCUCAGUACGCAAACCAGUUUGUCAGGAUUCUGCUUUCCUUCUAUGGUGUUGCAGACACGGAUGACCCAUGUCUGUCGAAUCCUUGCGCCAACGGAGCCACUUGCAUUAAAGCAUCAGGAACCAAUCACAUCUGUUCCUGUGCCCCUGGAUAUUAUGGAAAGAGCUGUGAAGAGAAGGAUCCAUGUGGAAACUUUACAGAACUUGAAAACAUACCUACCCGAGCUCCUAGUUACCCAGGAUAUCCCGUUCUACAUGACGACAGCACACUGGCACCUGGCUGGUAUGGGGCACCUGCUGGAUGGGAAUUACUCAGUCGGGAUCCUGGCAACUCCACCAAGUGUGGAACAAGGAAGCCCAUUUACAGAACGAGUAAGUCUGGUGACGCUUCAACCGUGUGUAUUAGGUUCCCAAACGCGGUCUGCUACAAACCCUACACCAUCAGGACGACGAUGUGCAGUGGCAGAGAGAUAUACGAGCUGAAUACGGAAACUAGUUUGUCAGGAUUCUGCUUUCAGAAGGAUCCGUGUGAAAACUUUACAGAACUUAGCAACAUAGGAACACGAGCCCCUAGUUACCCAGGAAGCCCAGUACUACAUGACGACAUCACACUGGCACCCGGCUGGUAUGGGGCACCUGCUGGAUGGGAACUACUCAGUCAGGACCCUGGCAACUCCACCAAGUGUGGAACAAGAAAGCCUAUUUACAGAAAGAGUAAGUCUGGUGACGCCUCGACCGUGUGUAUUAGAUACCCGAAUGCGGUGUGUGCCAACCCGUAUACCAUCAGGACGACUAUGUGCGGUGGCAGAGAGAUAUACGAGCUCAGUACGCAAACCAGUUUGUCAGGAUUCUGCUUUCACACGGAUGACCCAUGUCUGUCGAAUCCUUGCGCCAACGGAGCCACUUGCAUUAAAGCAUCAGGAACCAAUCACAUCUGUUCCUGUGCCCCUGGAUAUUAUGGAAAGAGCUGUGAAGAGAAGGAUCCAUGUGGAAACUAUACAGAACUUGAAAACAUACCUACCCGAGCUCCUAGUUACCCAGGAUAUCCCGUUCUACAUGACGACAGCACACUGGCACCUGGCUGGUAUGGGGCACCUGCUGGAUGGGAACUACUCGGUCGGGAUCCUGGCAACUCCACCAAGUGUGGAACAAGGAAGCCCAUUUACAGAACGAAGAAGGAUCCGUGUGAAAACUUUACAGAACUUGAAAACAUAGGAACACGAGCCCCUAGUUACCCAGGAAGCCCAGUACUACAUGACGACAUCACACUGGCACCCGGCUGGUAUGGGGCACCUGCUGGAUGGGAACUACUCAGUCAGGACCCUGGCAACUCCACCAAGUGUGGAACAAGAAAGCCUAUUUACAGAAAGAGUAAGUCUGGUGACGCCUCGACCGUGUGUAUUAGAUACCCGAAUGCGGUGUGUGCCAACCCGUAUACCAUCAGGACGACUAUGUGCGGUGGCAGAGAGAUAUACGAGCUCAGUACGCAAACCAGUUUGUCAGGAUUCUGCUUUCACACGGAAGACCCAUGUCUGUCGAAUCCUUGCGCCAACGGAGCCACUUGCAUUAAAGCAUCAGGAACCAAUCACAUCUGUUCCUGUGCCCCUGGAUAUUAUGGAAAGAGCUGUGAAGAGAAGGAUCCAUGUGGAAACUUUACAGAACUUGAAAACAUACCUACCCGAGCCCCUAGUUACCCAGGAUAUCCCGUUCUACAUGACGACAGCACACUGGCACCUGGCUGGUAUGGGGCACCUGCUGGAUGGGAAUUACUCAGUCGGGAUCCUGGCAACUCCACCACGUGUGGAACAAGAAAGCCCAUUUACAGAACCAGUAAGUCUGGUGGCGCUUCAACCGUGUGUAUUAGGUUCCCAAACGCGGUCUGCUACAAACCCUACACCAUCAGGACGACGAUGUGCAGUGGCAGAGAGAUAUACGAGCUGAAUACGGAAACUAGUUUGUCAGGAUUCUGCUUUCACACGGAUGACCCAUGUCUUUCAAAUCCUUGCCCGAAUGGAGCCACUUGUACUAAGGCAACAGGAACCAAUCACAUCUGCAUCUGUCCCUCUGGAUAUUAUGGGGAGACUUGUGACGAGAAGGAUCCGUGUGAAAACUUUACAGAACUUGAAAACAUAGGAACACGAGCCCCUAGUUACCCAGGAAGCCCAGUACUACAUGACGACAUCACACUGGCACCCGGCUGGUAUGGGGCACCUGCUGGAUGGGAACUACUCAGUCAGGACCCUGGCAACUCCACCAAGUGUGGAACGAGAAAGCCUAUUUAUAGAACGAACACGACUGACCCAUGUCUUUCCAAUCCUUGUUUAAAUGGAGGCACUUGCACUCAGGCGUCAGGAACCAAUCACAUCUGUUCCUGUGCCCCCGGGUACUAUGGGGAAAACUGUGAAGGUAAAGAUGGCGAUACAACUACUGUGUGUACAAGGUUCCCCAAUGUGACGUGUAGUAACCCGUACACCAUCCGCACCACGAUGUGUGGCGGCAGAGAGAUAUACGAACUGAGUACACAAACUAGUUUAGCAGGAUUCUGCUUUUCUUGCAGCGGCCGGAAGCUGGACAUCCUCAUCCUGGUAGACGUGUCACUCUCAGUUGGCACCACCAAAUUUUGGCAAAUGAAAACGUUUCAACAAGCGAUGCUUCGUUCUACUGACAUUAGCCUCAAUACCAACAACAUUGCAUUUAUGGACUUUUCUGUGAGCGCUAGAGUAGUCUUCCCACUGAAUGCCUAUGCCAACGACAAAGAAGCUGUGUUGGCGGCAAUAAAGCAGGAGGUGUAUACAAAGGGAGCUACGACCAAUAUUGGCGAGGCCAUCAGGCUAGCCGUCACUGACGUGUUUACAGAGGAAAAUGGCGACCGACCAGACGCUGACAAUAUGAUCUUCCUCUUUACCGACGGCCUUGUUACGGAUGAAGAUAAAGUGAUUGCAGCUGCCAUGACGGAUCAACUUUCUGCAAAAGCGGAAGUAUUCGUCGUGGCCAUCUCCGACGUUCUGAGUGAUUCCAUCAUCCACACACUGGCCUCCAAACCUGGAAGUGAACAUAUCUUUCAUCUGGAUGCCCCGGACACUCUCAAUAAGGUCCACCAGAAGGUCAUGCCGUGUACUAUGGUGUGA